Pocillopora verrucosa is the source of this 2018-nucleotide messenger RNA. The record is from RefSeq and is a predicted model, not a curated record. NCBI's taxonomy places the organism in Eukaryota, Metazoa, Cnidaria, Anthozoa, Scleractinia, Pocilloporidae.
AUGAAUAAUGAUGAGAAUAUAGGCCUAAUCCGAUCUUUUGCAACUCAAAAUGGCAUCCUUCCUCGAAGACAAUCAAAGAAGAAAUUUCAGGUCAUUUCAAGUUUGUUUAACUACAAUCCAGAAAUACCCACAUUACUGGCAAGUAAUGAAUCAUCCAGUGCAGAUGGGACAUCAUGUGAAAAUGUUUUUUCUGCUGAAAAAUUUAGUGACUUAGAUGUUUCUCCUUUCAUGAUUUCCAAUCUUGAAAAUAAUUUGAAACUCACCACCAUGACAAGUGUUCAAAAAGCUGCCAUUCCCCUGUUAAUCGAAGGAAGGGAUGUUUUUGUGAAAUCGAAAACAGGAACAGGAAAAACUCUCACUUAUGCAGUGCCUGUGAUACACUCACUACAGAGUAUCACUCCAAAAAUUUCUAGAAGUGAUGGUCCUUAUGCAGUGAUCUUGGUCCCCACAAGAGAGCUUGCCAUACAAAGCUUCAAUGUGCUGCAGAGACUUGUAAAGCCAUUUCAGUGGGUUGUGCCAGGAGUAGUCACUGGAGGAGAAAAACGAAAAUCGGAGAAAGCCAGAUUAAGAAAAGGUGUUAAUGUUCUUGUCGCAACUCCGGGAAGACUACUGGAUCAUAUUGAAAAAACCAAAAGUUUGGAGUUGAAGAGACUUCGGUGGAUCAUCCUCGAUGAAGCCGACAGGUUGUUAGACCUCGGUUUUGAAAAGGACGUGUCAUCCAUUCUGACUGCUGUUAAGGAUUCUCUACUUAGCGGUGUAAGAUGUCAGACUGUUCUGCUUUCCGCAACACUCAAUGAAGGAGUUGAAAGACUGGCGGGAAUUAGCCUUUACAAUCCUCUAUCUAUUGAUGUUACGACAGAGGAUGGAGGCGGCGAAAACAAAGAGGCAAGUAACGCACAGAGCUCAAGUGAUGUCAGUUUUACAACUCCUCAACAAUUGAAACAAUUCUUCAUUAUCGUUCCCAGCAAACUGCGCUUAGUGACAUUAGCAGCGUUUUUGCUGUGGAAAAACCAGCAAGAGGAAUCAACUGCCACGAAGAUGAUUGUUUUUAUGUCAAGCCGGGACUCAGUGGAUUUUCACUGCGACCUUUUUGAGAAGUCUUUUUCUUCUGUGGCCAAGUUACGCCUUGUAUUCUUUAAACUUCAUGGAAGCAUGUCUCAGUCGGAAAGGACUUCCGUGUUCAAAAGUUUCAGUGGCGCAACAAGAGGGAUUCUGUUUUGUACAGAUGUGGCAGCAAGAGGAUUGGAUUUGCCUCAUGUCAAUUGGAUACUUCAGUACAAUACUCCAGGGAACCCAGCAGACUACGUGCACAGGGUUGGUCGAACGGCAAGAAUCGGACUGAAAGGGAAUGCCCUCCUUUUUUUAACUCCCGCAGAGGUCGAGUACUUGGACAUUUUGAAACAGCAUGGAAUCAGUCCAGAAGAACUGCUCGUUAACGACGUCCUUAAAACGCUCGCAGUAUCCUCAGGAGACGCGAAGCUGAAGACAGCGAAGUAUGUUGAUCAAAAAGCUCAGGAAUCAGCUACUGAAUUACAGAAUUCAUUCGAGGACUAUGUUCUUUCGAAUGAUCUCUGUUUGAAAGCUGCCAAGACAGCAUACCAGUCUUUUGUCAGAGCCUAUGCUACAUACCCCAGCAAUCUAAAACACAUCUUUCAUGUGAAGAAUCUUCACCUGGGACAUGUCGCGAAAAGUUUUGGCCUCAGAGAGGCACCAAAAGAAUUGUUUCAAUCCAAGAAGCAACCUAGAGCACAAAAGCGGAAAAGGGGUGGGGAGAAGAAAUCGGUGAAGGCGAAGAAGAGGAUAACAGAGUAUUCAUCAGAUACGGAACUAAAUGGACCUUUAACAAAGAAACGAAAGAAGACGAAGAACAAAUCGUAGUGAACUGUAAUUUAUUUCGUUUUGUUAUCUCUUUGUUUACUGCGCUGAAAAUUUACUAACGAAAGGAAGCGAAUAUGGAUAUGAAUAACACAAUGUUGUCAAUGGCAAUAAAAUUUAAUAAAACAUGGUAUAUUUUUUAA